AUGGCGCGUGGAGGAUCCCAACUCUUGAGCAUAGCCCUACUGAGCCUGCUGGCCCUUUGCGCCUGGGUGCCUGCAUUCAUCUCCAGCAAAGUGCAAGUCCCUGCAGCUGCGGCAGCUGCAGCUGCAGCUGCUGCCGUGCCAUUGCCAGCCCUGGCGGGUGAGCCUCCAAGUGUUGGCAUCCAUUGGUACUGGGACCUGGGCAUUGGAACACUCCACGGUGAGACCGCCAGCAUUGUGAUGAUGGUCGUCUUCGUCACCGUCGUCUUUGCGCUGCUGGGCGCUGGCGGUUCUACCAGGAAGGCAUGA
Messenger RNA from Durusdinium trenchii, 306 nucleotides. The record is from the annotation of a GenBank genome assembly. Lineage: Eukaryota; Dinophyceae; Suessiales; Symbiodiniaceae.